This is a messenger RNA of Caenorhabditis remanei, 1191 nucleotides long. RefSeq lists its product as uncharacterized. Bases 1 to 1191 code for a protein of 396 amino acids. The record is from RefSeq and is a predicted model, not a curated record. The transcript is spliced from 7 exons. NCBI's taxonomy places the organism in Eukaryota, Metazoa, Nematoda, Chromadorea, Rhabditida, Rhabditidae.
AUGAAUCAAUCCGAACGAGAAUUCGUUGAUUUUCUUCGAAGUGAGUGCAAAGAUCUUCUCACUGAUUACUAUGAUACCGAUUUCAAUCUCCUAAGAUGGGCUCAGGGAUACGGUUUUAAUAAAGAAGAAGCACUUGCCGAACUCAGAAGACAUCUUCGUUUCCGUCAAUAUUAUGAUCUGGAUAAUAUUCUGACAACUGUUCCAGAUCAUCCGAUUCUCAAGAAGUACUUUCCCCUUGGUCUUGUCGGAGAAACCGGAAAAGAGAAUCAACUUCUUGUAAUUGAAUGUGCCGGUCGAAUCGACUUGAUGGGAAUUCUCAAAUCUGUUCAUUUGUCAGAUUUCUUGAUUCAAAGAUUCAAAUUCCAAGAGAAAAUGCUGGCAGCAAUGAACGAAAUGGAGAGAAAACACGGAACACAAUGCUCAGUAAUCUAUAUUUUAGAUUUGGAAGGACUUAAAUUCGAUCCAGCUCUGAUUAACAUCGUCACGGGACCAUACCGUAUUCUAUGGGCAUCGGUUUACACUGCAUAUCCUGAGUGGAUUAAUACUCUUUAUAUGAUUAAUGCUCCAUCAUUCAUGUCUCUUAUAUGGAAAGCCAUUGGACCACUUCUUCCAGAGAGAACACGCAAUAAAGUUAGAAUUUGUACGAUGAAUUCUGACUGGAAGACUUCUGUUCAAAAACAUGCUCAUAUUGACAACAUUCCGAAACAUUGGGGUGGAAACCUCGUCGAUAAAAAUGGAGAUGGAAUGUGUCGUGAUAUUCUGAAUAUUCCAUUCGAUUCGAUUCCUCAAGAGCUCUAUUGGACACCAAACCUUGAGACUCCGGCUAUAAAAGACCUCAUUUGCACUAAUAUUGGUGCUGGCAAGUCGGCAGUUUUCACGUAUACAGUCGACAAGAGUGUCAUCGAACCGGUUUAUAUUGUUAUCAAUAGAUUCUGCGAUCGAACAUUCGGAAUGGGAAUUUGGCAUGGAGAUGAUGAAACUUCCGAGUUGGAAGAGAUGCAUGAGUUGGCUCCCGAUUUCGAUUAUCCAGGAAUGCCAACAGUCGACUACCUCCGUCUCCGGAUGCCGGGACCUGGUGUCUAUAAAAUCAAAUGGGGAAACGAGCAAGCAUGGAUUCGUUCAUUGACUCUCUACCAUCGUGUGAGAUUUCAAAAUGAGCACAAAGAGAACGUAAAGUAUAUGGAGUUGUGA